AUGGCGGACCGCGUAGCCGGGGAAAAUAUCCCUGGCGGACCGUCGGAGGGAGACCAGAGCUCGGCAGAGUUCACGAGCCUCAAAGGGGAUGUAGGCUCGCUGGCAGAGCAGAUCAGCAAGUUGACGCUACUGGUAGGCGAGCUAACACGGAAGGAGGAGGAGCCCAGCGACGCCAGAGGGAGCGACGCUGGCCGCGGUGACGCUAGAGAGAGCGCCGCCGCGGCGUCUGCAGAAGUCCAAGAAGGGGCAUCGCGGACUGGGAGCGCGCAGGACGACACGUACCUGCGCGAACCUUUCGAAGGCUCUGGUCCGGAAGGACGACACAGCCGCGAAGCAGGGGGCUAUGUCCCCCAAGAGAGACGCCCCAGAGGGCCAUCAAAAGGAAUGUACGACCCGGAAUCAGCCAUGCGACCGGUUGACGACUUGGAUGCGUUCAUGACAUUUACGGUCCCCACGAAUAAGAACCCCCAACUUGUUCUCUGCGACAUGCUAGCAACUGGUGAACGACUUAACCAAGAAGGGCUAGGUAUCAACGAAGGAUUUGUUCUCCACCGCUUUGUGUCCGCCCUUUCGGAUGAGUACGCUAUGACGAAGCAUGCCCUGCGACGCACGAAAAAGCUGACCAAGGAGCAAGUGAUGAGGGAGAUCGCAAUCGAGUACAAAGCGAUCCUGGAGAAACAAAAGAAACGCAACGGCGCACGAGGCGCCGAAAAGGCCUACAUCGCCGACGGCGGCGGCCGGAAGGGGCAGUCGUCUAGCCGUGACCACGGUCGUGGCGGCCGAGGUCGUGGAGGCGGCCGCAACGGUGGCCGCGGCGGUCGCAGCGGUGACCGCGGCGGCGGCAACGGCGGGGGCGGCGGCGGCAUCGAGGAGAGCAAGGGAGAUGGAAGUGGAGGAGCAGGCGGCGGCGGCAGCGGCGGCAGCGGCGGGGGCACGAGGGAGAUCGCAAUCGAGUACAAAGCGAUCCUGGAGAAACAAAAGAAACGCAACGGCGCACGAGGCGCCGAAAAGGCCUACAUCGCCGACGGCGGCGGCCGGAAGGGGCAGUCGUCUAGCCGUGACCACGGUCGUGGCGGCCGAGGUCGUGGAGGCGGCCGCAACGGUGGCCGCGGCGGUCGCAGCGGUGACCGCGGCGGCGGCAACGGCGGGGGCGGCGGCGGCAUCGAGGAGAGCAAGGGAGAUGGAAGUGGAGGAGCAGGCGGCGGCGGCAGCGGCGGCAGCGGCGGGGGCACGAGGUUCCCUGGCCGGCGCUACCGGUGCGGUCACGUUGGGCACCAGAUUGCUGACUGCACCACCGAGGAGAAGGACUUCAUUCCGCGUUGCGGGAAAUGCGCAGGGUGGGGUCACAAGGAGGACAAAUGCGCUACGGAGGAGGCUGUCCUGGCUCAAGUCGUGAGCUACGUGAGCGACAACGACUCCGCCACUGACCAGGCAUUCUGUGCCGUGGCACUACCCCCAGGCGAGUGUGGUAUCGUUGAUCUUUGUCUAGUGGGGGUUGAGGAACUUGGCCAGGAUGUCAUGCAGUACGUGGCUGACAAGGCAGCCACGUGCUCCAUGUUCCGAUGUGCGAAUGCCUUCGUGAACUACCGCGAGUAUAACGGUUGGGUGCGGGGAACUGGUGGUGACAAAGCCCCUGUUCCCCUCCUAGGAUACGGAGACGUGGUCGUAGUCCUCAAGUCGGAAGGUGGUUGGGUCUGNGCAGCCACGUGCUCCAUGUUCCGAUGUGCGAAUGCCUUCGUGAACUACCGCGAGUAUAACGGUUGGGUGCGGGGAACUGGUGGUGACAAAGCCCCUGUUCCCCUCCUAGGAUACGGAGACGUGGUCGUAGUCCUCAAGUCGGAAGGUGGUUGGUCAUUGUUCCUGGCGAUGCGAAAGCAGCCCNUGGCCGAGGAAGGCCACAAGUACUCGGGGCAGAAAAGGGUGCUCAAGUUGACCACGAAGGCCGGGGGGGAAGUUCCCCCGGACGGGCAAGCUGCUCACUCAAGAAGGCUAUCAAACACAGCCUACGGUAGACAUCGCCUGUGCGCAGUCAUUGUUCCUGGCGAUGCGAAAGCAGCCCCCCCCACUGACAUCAACGACUACCACAACUCCCACCUGCACGCCCACGAGAAACUGCUCAGAGACACGGCGAAGCAGCAGGGAGCGCAGCUGACGGGAGGACCGCUGCUACCCUGCCUCGGCUGCUCGAUGUCCAAGGGACAGGAUGAUGAGGAGGGCGGGGAGGGCGAGAGCAAUGAGGGCGCGUCACGUCAAGGUGGAGGGGGGGAAGAAGACUCGAGGAGUGAGUCCGACCUUUACGUAGACGACGCUCGUGGGCUGGGGCAAGCGACUCCGCUCGUGCGCAUGGGGGCGCCUGCGGCACCCGGAAAUGGGAUGCAGGGGGACGAAGGCGGAGGUCCCCCGUCGCGCUCUUCGGGAGGGGGUGACUUCGGCGGUGGCGAUGACCCCGCCGACUACAGCAGCAACAGGAACGACAGUAGUGGCGGAGCGACGUCUCUACCAACCACGACGGAGGCGGCAGCGAGUCACUCAGCGGCGACUCUGGUGAUGAGAGCAGCGGCGGGAGCGAACCCCGGGGCCGUCGACCUCGGCAGCGAUGACGAUGGCGGCGGCGAGACAGGCGACCCCGGUGAGAAUGAUGGUGACGGAAAUGAAGGCGGCGACCCGGAGACGCUCGAGGAGUUGAAGUACGACCCCGCCGACAGCCGCUACCCGUCAGGAACAGAAGGGAAGAAACUUCUUUGGAGAGCGUUGAGCGCCGGCCAGCUGCGCCAUGUGCUCCAGCCCGGCCGCACCCGGAAGCAGACCCGGGAGUUGCGGAAGGGAGCUCUUGCCCUGGUGCAGAACCCCUUCAGCUCGGUGAGGAGCAAGCACAUCGACGUGCGGUACCACUUUAUCCGCGAGCUCUUCAAGUCGGGGAAGAUCACCGCAGAGUAUGUCCCGACGGAAGAGCAGCACGCCAACACGCUGACCAAGGUCCUUGGUAGGACCAACCUGGAGUACCACCGGAAGGCCCUGAUGAACUUCCCGGAGUAG
Molecule: messenger RNA, 3036 nt
Organism: Ectocarpus sp. CCAP 1310/34
Lineage: Eukaryota; Phaeophyceae; Ectocarpales; Ectocarpaceae
Source: the annotation of a GenBank genome assembly